This is a messenger RNA of Sorex fumeus (smoky shrew), 3220 nucleotides long. RefSeq names its product toll like receptor 4 (gene TLR4). The record is from RefSeq and is a predicted model, not a curated record. Gene Ontology annotation, biological process: inflammatory response; toll-like receptor signaling pathway; defense response to Gram-negative bacterium. The transcript has 3 exons. Gene Ontology annotation, molecular function: protein binding; lipopolysaccharide immune receptor activity; transmembrane signaling receptor activity. The coding region runs from base 61 to 2589 and encodes 842 amino acids. Gene Ontology annotation, cellular component: membrane. NCBI's taxonomy places the organism in Eukaryota, Metazoa, Chordata, Mammalia, Eulipotyphla, Soricidae.
UGUAAGACAGGUGGUUUCGGCGUGUCGUGCGGGGCACCUCUGGCCACAGAAGAUGCCAGGAUGAUGCCUCUCACACGCCUGGCUGGGACGCUGAUCCCAGCCAUGGCUUUCUUCUCCUUUCUGAGAUCGGAGCGGUGGGAUCCUUGUGUGCAGGUGGUUCCUAAUAUCACAUACCAAUGCAUGGAGAAGAAUCUCUACAGAAUCCCUGACAACAUUCCUAAAUCAACUGAGAAUUUGGACCUGAGCUUUAAUCCGCUGAAGCAUUUAAGUAGUCAUAGCUUCUCCAACUUCCCAGAACUGCAGGUGCUGGAUUUAAGCAGGUGUGAAAUUGACAUAAUUGAAGAUGAUGCCUAUCAAGGCUUAAACCACCUUUCAACCUUGAUAUUGACAGGAAACCCCAUGCAGACUUUAGCCCCUGGAGCCUUUUCGGGUCUAUCAAACUUAAAGAAGCUGGUGGCUGUGGAGAUCAACCUAUCAUCUCUCGAGGAUUUUCCCAUUAGUCAUAUCAGAAGCUUGAAGGACUUGAAUGUGGCUCAUAAUUUCAUCCAUUCCUUCAAAUUGCCUGAUUAUUUUUCUAACUUACCCAACCUGGAGAACUUGGACCUUUCCAAUAACAAGAUCCAAAAUAUUUAUCAUAAAGACUUAGAAGUUCUACAUCACGUACCUCUACCCAAACUCUCUAUAGAUUUGUCUAUGAACCCUUUAGACUUUAUAGAACCAGAUACCUUUAAAGAGAUUAAACUCCGUGAAUUGAUUUUCAGAAGUAGUUUUAGGAAUAACAAUAUAAUGAAAAGCGGCAUUCGAGGUCUGGCUGGUAUAAAAAUUGAUAGAUUGGUUCUGGGAGAAUUUAGAAAUAUAAGGAUGUUGGAUAUUUUAGAAAUAUCUACACUGGAGGGGUUGUGCAACUUAACCAUUGGGGAAGUUCGAAUUGUACAAUUGAGAGAAUUCCCAAGGAAUACUACUUAUAUAUUUAAUUGUUUUGUAAAUGCUUCUGCCAUAGCUUUAGUGAGUUUGGAUUUAACUGAACUAAAAACAUUUCCUAAAGAUUUCAGGUGGCAGCAAUUAGAAUUUGUUCAGUGUGAUUUUGAAGAAUUUCCCAUAUUAAGGCUCACAUCUCUCAGAAAGUUAGUUUUCAUUCUCAAUAGAGGUAAGAUGAUGUUUACUGAUGUUGAGCUACCAAACCUUGAAUAUCUAGAUAUCAGUCAAAAUGGCAUCAGUUUCAAGCAUUGCUGUUCUCAUAAACAAUUUCGGACAACCAGACUGAAGCAUUUAGAUAUGAGCUCCAAUGGCAUUAUUUCCAUGAAUUCAAAUUUCGUGGGCUUAGAGCAACUAGACUAUCUUGAUUUCCAUUAUUCUACUUUGAAACAGACCAAUGAGUUCCCAAUAUUUUUAUCACUCAAGAGUCUCACUUACCUUGAUAUUUCUCAUACUCAAACCCACAUUGUCUUUCAUGGUAUCUUUGAUGGGCUAAUAAGCCUCCGAACAUUAAAAAUGGCUGGUAAUUCUUUUCAAAACAACUUCCUUCCUAAUAUUUUCAUGGAACUGGGUAACUUGACCUCUUUGGACCUUUCUAGAUGUCAACUGGAACAAGUGUCCUCAACGGCAUUUGACUCACUGCCUAGACUUCAGUUGCUAAAUAUGAGUCACAACAACCUCAAGGAACUUGACAUACUUCCUUAUGAAUCUCUUAGCUACCUCCAGGUUCUAGAUUACAGUUUUAAUCGCAUGGUGACCUCCAAAGUACAAAAAUCACAUCAUCUUCCAAAUAAUCUCACUUCCUUAAAUCUCGUUCAAAACAACUUUGUUUGUGUUUGCGAACACAAGAAUUUCCUUCAGUGGAUCAAGGACCAGGAGAAACUCUUGGUGAAUACUGAUCAAAUGCUGUGCAUGUCACCUUUAAAUAUGCAGGGCAUGCCUGUGCUAAAUUUCAAAAAGGAAACCUGUCAGAUGAGCAAUGUUGUCAUUAGUCUAUUGGUUCUCACUGUACUUGCUGUAGCCGUGGUUUUACUUCUUAUCUAUAGGUUCUAUUUCCACCUGAUGCUUCUUGCUGGCUGCAAAAGAUAUGUCAGAGGUGAAAGUGUUUAUGAUGCCUUUGUUAUCUAUUCAAGCCAGGAUGAGGACUGGGUGAGGAAUGAAUUGGUGAAGAAUUUGGAGGAAGGGGUGCCCCGAUUUCAACUCUGCCUUCACUACCGAGACUUUAUACCUGGUGUGGCCAUUGCUGCCAACAUCAUCCAGGAAGGUUUCCAUAAAAGCCGGAAAGUUAUUGUUGUGGUGUCUCAGCACUUCAUCCAGAGCCGAUGGUGUAUCUUUGAGUAUGAAAUAGCCCAGACCUGGCAAUUUCUGAGCAGCCACCGUGCUGGCAUCAUCUUCAUUGUCCUUCAGAAACUAGAGAAGUCUCUGCUCAGGCAGCAGGUUGAGCUGUAUCGUCUUCUUAGCAGGAAUACGUAUCUUGAGUGGGAGGACAGUGUAUUGGGGCGCCACAUCUUCUGGAGAAGACUCAGGAAAGCUCUCCUUGAUGGUAAAACUUGGGUUCCAGAAGGAACAGAGGAUGCAGAAGACAGCCAGCAUGAAGCCGAAGACCCCACCUAAAGAGACAAAGCUACCAAGAUGCUUCUUUAUCCAGUUGGACCAUAUAUUUGUUUCAGUAACAACUAGUGCUAAAGGCAGGGGAUUCAAUGGUGCCCAGGAUACACAGACUGUUAAUCCAAUGGAGUUUGCAGGAAUGAAGAAAUGAUCAACAUGCUAAACUGAAGACCUUGCAGAUAGCUGUUUCAACCAACUCAGUCAAGGAGUUCAUUACAGGAAAGAUCAACUCCAUUCUUAACACAUCAAAUGGAAUUAGAACUAAGAGACUAGUCUUAGAAGACAGAGGAAGACAUAAUUUUAUAUAUCCAAGUGGAAACUACUCCUAUUUGUGUUAUUAACCAUCUAAAAGAUGUUUUAGUAGUUUCAACCAAGUUGGAUAGUUACUUAAUUUUUGUUUCUCUUUUGAAUACAAUUUAAAUUCCAGGUGACGACUCACAAACCUGAUUCAGAACUCUAUCCAGUUAACCACAAUUUCCUUAACAGAGAUUCAAGUCUUAAACCUAACUUAACUAACCUAAAGUAUACCUAAGGACAAAAAUGUUACCAAAUGACUAGGGUCUUCUGGAAUAUCUGUUAAUUAUAUUUUCUUAUUCACAAGCACCCUUGUCAUUUUAUAGCAUGCUUUAGUUACUAA